Molecule: messenger RNA, 576 nt
Organism: Mus caroli (Ryukyu mouse)
Lineage: Eukaryota; Metazoa; Chordata; Mammalia; Rodentia; Muridae
Source: RefSeq, a predicted model, not a curated record
UCCGCGCACUGCACUCCAGCCAAUCAACGUUUAGAUCUGACGUGACGCGAGCUUCUCGUUAGCCCCCCUCCCCGCCGGGAGCCGCCCUCUCUGAGAAGCCACGCCCACCUCUUGCCUAGCUGCAAGGCUCUGGCACAUCCCGCGCGGUCCUAAUGCUUGAUGGGUUCCAGCAGACUGAGGACGUGAGUUUAGGACUUUCGGACCACGGCGAGGAUAAGGCUGAGUUGAACCCUAAAUCAGCUUCCGUGAUAAAACCAAGAGAUGGAGAAUUACUCAGUACAUUUUAUAUUGAUAAAAGAGUGCCUGGUGCAGAAGAACCAGAAGAACAGGGCCUGGAAUCCUAUGGAACUGGAAUUACAAAUAUUUGUGAACAGUCACAUGGCUACUGGGAAUCAGUCUCUGAUCUUUUGGAAAACACAUCCUGUCCUCUUAAGUCCCCGAGCCAUCUCUCCAGCUCCUGUUUUAUUUUCUAUUCCUAAAUAUUUUGAACUUUGGAGGAAAUGCUUUCUGAGUCUGUUCACAUGGUGGUGUGCAUUUUAAACUCUGUCUUAUUAAAUGGUGUAUUGUGUUGCGACA